UACCUAUACCUUUAUAUUACCCUUUUCUUUUAUAAUUACAAAUUUAAUGUUAAUUUGAAGUUUAAUAUAUAAUCCAGAAAUAUCUUAUUGUAUAUAAUUUACAUUGGAAAUUAUAACUUAUUAAAAGUUCAAUAUUAUAUAUAAUUUCCCUGGCUUAUCAGUUAAACUGAUAAUCUCAUCUGCCCUUACUUACCCCCCAAUUUUUUAGUGCGGUCCGAUCCCUCACAUUCCACGGCCUUUAAACUAAUAGUGAUAAGGUAUUUGCAUUUGUAUUUUUACUUAUUAUUAAUAUAAGAUAUUCAUAUUAAUAAUGACUAAGGAUAUAAAUAUAAAUCAAUCUCAAAGAGCCAAAUCAGCUCAUAAAUUAGAUCAACUUCAUAAAAGACAUAAAUAUAAGAAUAGUCGAUAUAAUAAAUGUUUCCAAAAUUAUUAUCAUUCAUAUCAAUAUUUAACUCCAAAUCCAGUUUAUAUUCCUAAUAUAAAGACUUCGGUAAAUCACUGGCAAUUAAGAGAUUUACUUCAAUUUGAUGCAACCACAAAUUCUGUAUUUUAUACCAAAUCCGAUUCAGUUUAUCGUUAUAAUUUAAAUGAUAAUAUUGUUUCAAAUCAUUGUAAAUUAAAUUAUUAUCCCAGAUGUUUUAGUCAUUCUCAUAAUGGUAUACUUGUUAGCGGUGGUUUACUUAAUAGUUCAUCUAAAUUAUUCUCUAUGAAUAUUGAAAAUUUAUCUAUUACUGGUGGUUCAUCAUCAAAUUCUAGUCCUCGAAAAAUUACAAAAGGAUUAUUUUCAUUUCAUAAUCCUAAUUUAAAUAUUUCAAAGAGUGUUAGAUUAGGUGAAAUGAUAAAUAAUGGUGUAACUGUUUAUCCAACUAGUGAAAAUUCUUAUCAAUCAUUUGUUUGUAAUAAUGAUUCAUAUUUAUAUUGUGUUGAUAUUCAUAAUAAUGAUUCCAUAAAAGUAGUUAAUAAAUUUAACUGUGAAACCAAUACUUGUUUAAAUAAUGUGGUAAAAAAUCCUCUGUCUGAUAAACUUUUAACAGUCACUGGUGAUUCUACAUCAAUUUUUUUAAUUGAUCCAACAAGUUCAAAUCCAAAAGUUAAGACAAUUAAAUCAGGUCAUGAAUCAGGAUUUGGAAUAAGUUAUCAUAAUAAUGGUUAUUUAUUUUCAACAGUUUUUCAAGAUGGAAGUUGUUUAUUAUACGAUAUCAGAAAUAUUCCUGCUAAUAAUAAGCCCUUAAUAGAAAUAAAAUCAACAAGACCAGGACAUCAAUCAGGAGCUUUCAGAGUUUGUAAAUUCUCACCAGAAAAUGAAAUGACAGAUUUAUUAAUUAUUCUGGAACAUGUUGGAAGAGUACAUGUAAUUGAUUUAAGAAAUUUAAAUUAUGAUAAUGUAGAUGAUCAUCAAGUUUUAGUUGUUCCUUAUGCAUUAGAUCAAUUUGCUGAAUUUAAAAAUAAUAUAAUUAAAAAUUAUGAAAGAGCAAGUACAAAUUCAGAUUUUAUUGAAGAAGAUGAUCAGGAUUCUCAUAAGGAACAAUAUGAAUCAAAAAGAAAUUUAAUUGAAAUUUAUGAUAAUCCUAGAAUUUCAGGUAAAAGAAGAUCAUCAAAUUUAGCAUCUUCUUUCCCAUCACCUUUAGUUUAUGAUUAUGAUUAUUUAACAAAUGUAAAUCCAAAGUUAUUCAAAGAUUUUGUUUAUGUUCCACCUCCUCCACCUAUUAUAAAUUCUAAAAUUGAUAUUAAAUCAUCAAACAUUCCUGAUUUCAAUUAUCCAGAAUGGAAUAAUAAUCAAUUACCAUUUAAUAAUAAUGAAAAUCAUCACGAAACUAAAUUUGAUAAUAUUUCUCCUACUGCAUCUCAAAGACCAUCAUUUGCAGAAAUAGAUAUUGAAAUUCAAAGAGGAGAAGAAGAAUACGAACGAUCAAGAAGACAAGAUGGUGAUGAAUUUGAAGAAGGAGAUCAAGAAGAUAUUAAUAAUGAUUAUGAUUACGAUUAUGAUUAUUUUAAUGGUUAUCAAUAUAAUCUUGAUUAUAACUAUAAUAGUCCUUCUAAUAAUGUUAGUAGUGGAGGUAUGCUUAGAACUUCAUCUAUUCUUCCUCAAGUUUCAACUUCUAUGGAUAGUUAUGCUAAUUAUUCAGCAAAUAAUUGUGAUGAUUCAUUCCAACAAUCUAUUAAUCAUAUCCAUGGAGAAAUGGAAUUAUCUGGUAUUGAAUUCUGUUUCUCUAAAUAUGAUACGAAUUCAAAAAUCCUCAUUGGAUGUCAAGAUGCUGGAAUUGUGCUGUGGGAUGUUAAUACUGCAGCCAGAAGAAGUUUUGGUAAAUUUGACUACGUUUGAAAGUCAAUCUCAUGUUUACGUUUAUAAACAGUUAGGUCCAGGUUCAUACUGUUUGGUUUAUUUAUUUCAUUUCAAUAAUAUAAUUUGGCAUACUUGGUCUAGUAUAAUAAAAUUACUUUAGCCCAAGUCUUCCUCUAGAGUAUGGAUCUAUUUCGGAUCCGACUCUAACCUCUAUUCAUAUUUUUUCUUAUAUUAUGUUAAUGGCAUAAUAUUGCAUUCGUUCUAAUUUUGUCUUUUUUAGUUAAUCUCGUCAUUAUUUCCGUAUUGUUUGUCAUUUCCUUUCCUCAAUAUACACCUUUAUUUCCUGUCA
Messenger RNA from Scheffersomyces amazonensis, 2633 nucleotides. RefSeq lists its product as uncharacterized. The transcript has a single exon. Gene Ontology annotation, molecular function: protein binding. The record is from RefSeq and is a predicted model, not a curated record. Lineage: Eukaryota; Fungi; Ascomycota; Pichiomycetes; Serinales; Debaryomycetaceae. Bases 311 to 2323 code for a protein of 670 amino acids.